UCUAUAAACUUAUUACUCAAUCCUCGUCGUGGUCGUAGUCUCUCUAACUCUCUUAAGAUUCAAAAGGACUUUUGCUUUUCUUCGUAAAGUCACCAUGUCUGGGGAAGAAGCUGCUCCUGCUGUUGUUCCUCCAACUGCUGAGCCAGCUGCAAUUCCAGAGGAUAUGGAUCUGUUGACUGCAUUGGAGCUGACUCUAAGGAAAGCCCGUGCUCACGGUGGUGUGACUCGUGGUCUCCAUGAAAGCGCCAAGCUUAUCGAGAAGCGUGUUGCUCAGCUCUGUGUCUUGGCUGAAGACUGCAACCAGCCCGAUUACGUCAAGCUUGUCAAAGCUCUAUGCGCUGAUCACAACAUCAACUUGCUUACUGUUCCAAGUGCCAAAACCCUCGGUGAAUGGGCUGGUCUUUGCAAGAUUGAUUCAGAGGGUAAUGCAAGGAAGGUUGUUGGAUGCUCGUGCCUUGUGGUCAAGGAUUACGGUGAGGAGACAACUGCACUCAACAUCGUCAAGAAGCAUAUUGAAUCUAACUAAAAUCAGCAAAGUCAAGAUUUCAGAUGCUAUUUCCUCUUGUUUUCUUUGUUUUUUUUUGUUAUUCAAUACUUGUUUAGUGGAUAUGUCUUGAGAUAUGUUUGGGGCAAUAACAUUUUGAUGUUAUCUAGCUCAUAUUUACUAAUACUCAACCUUUUCACUCA
Molecule: messenger RNA, 687 nt
Organism: Brassica oleracea var. oleracea
Lineage: Eukaryota; Viridiplantae; Streptophyta; Magnoliopsida; Brassicales; Brassicaceae
Product: 40S ribosomal protein S12-1
Exons: 5
Coding region: 95-526 (143 amino acids)
Biological process (GO): translation
Cellular component (GO): cytosolic small ribosomal subunit; ribosome
Molecular function (GO): structural constituent of ribosome
Source: RefSeq, a predicted model, not a curated record